Molecule: messenger RNA, 1893 nt
Organism: Haplochromis burtoni (Burton's mouthbrooder)
Lineage: Eukaryota; Metazoa; Chordata; Actinopteri; Cichliformes; Cichlidae
Gene: prtfdc1a
Product: phosphoribosyl transferase domain containing 1a
Exons: 10
Coding region: 1050-1730 (226 amino acids)
Biological process (GO): GMP salvage; hypoxanthine metabolic process; guanine salvage
Molecular function (GO): hypoxanthine phosphoribosyltransferase activity; magnesium ion binding
Source: RefSeq, a predicted model, not a curated record
UGUUAACUGAAGUUUUUAUUUCAGUUGGGCAGCACAGCAGUGGAGUGGCUAGAACAGUUUUUUCAUAGCAAGGAGGUCUUGAGUUUAAAUCUAUCAGUCACUUGGUGCCUUUCUGUGUGGGUUUUCUUUGGUUCUCCAGCUUCCUCCCACAGUCCAAUGACAUGCUUGUUAAAUAAAAUUUGGCCUUCAUUUGAAUGUGAUCUGUCUCUUGCUGUUAGCCUUUUGAUGGAUUGGCAAGCUGUUCAAGGUGCACCCCAAAUUUAACUUUAUAACAGCAGGUUCAGCCUUUUCACAACACUAAAUUGGAUAAGGAGUUAAGAAAACGAAUAGAUUUUGGCUUUCAAUAAGUAUUAGAACAACAUGAUCUCAGCCCCUUAGCUCUCAUUUACAAGUGUCCUCCAUAAAACCCCAAAUUCACUCCCCCACAAGGCUGUGGCUGUGUUUACUUCAGGUCACAUUUCUCAUUUUGUUUUUUCUGAUGAAUUACCCACUAUUUCCCCAAAGUAAUCACAUUACAUUGUUGUGAUCUCAAUAUCGACCAAAGUAAUUGCAAUUACAAUUUUUGCUGUCACUGAGCAGCCCUUCAUUCAAGUGGAUUUUCAAGUCUAGCUCUUCUUUUCUCCUUCUGUGAAUCCAUAAAUCCAGAGCUAAAAUUUAAGCAUUUAUUAAAUGACAAAUAAUUUCUUAUUGUGUUCCUUAAAAAGUAUAAUCCCUCAGAAAACUGAAUAAAAUUUACUGCUUACGUACUGAACCAAUCAUUUGUUGUUAGAUUUCUUUCCCCCUUCCCCCGUCUGCAGUGGCCUGCGAUGCGGCCACGAGCCAGCACAGCAUCACAUGAAGCUGAUUAUCCAUGUAAAUCUCCACAACCAAAACAACGCUUUCCUUUUGCACAAAUGACUCAAGCGUGAUCGCACGGCCCAUGAGGCUGGCCGGAACUCGUCUGGAUGCCUCGCCUUCCUAUUUUCCCUCUCUGCUUUGUGAGUGGGCACUGAAAAGAAGGCAACAGUAACAGUCACUUUCACGUGGAUUCGUCUAUAAGUUGUGCCACAAUGUCAGCACUGCUACAGAUGGACAAUGCAGGGAUAAAAAGAAGAAUUGUGAUAAAAGAUGAUUGGCCAGGCUACAGUCUGGACCUGUUCACCUAUCCUGAGCACUACCAUGAUGACAUCGAGAGUAUUUACAUUCCACAUGGGGUAAUCAUGAAUAGGACCGAACGCCUGGCCCACUACAUCAUGGAUGACUUUCGGGAUGACAACAUAAUGGUCCUGUGUGUUCUGAAGGGAGGCUACAAAUUCUGUGCAGAUCUGGUGGAGUUCAUCAAGAUUCUCGGCCGGAACUCCAACAAGUACCUGGAGACCCGAGUAGAGUUCAUCCGUCUGAAGAGCUACCUGAAUGACCAAUCAACAGAGGACCUGCACAUCAUAGGAUGCCGAGAUCUGUCUUUUCUGCGUGGAAAGAGUGUGCUCAUUGUUGAGGCCAUAGUUGACACAGGAAAGACCAUGAAGGCCCUUCUGAAGCAUGUGGAGACCUUUGAACCCAAGAUGGUCAAGGUCGCAGGGCUGCUUGUGAAGAGGCUCGCUAACAUGGCUGAAAGUCUGACAGACUAUGUUGGAUUUGAAAUUCCCAACCGGUUUGUUGUUGGCUAUGCCCUUGACUACAAUGAAUACUUCCGUGACCUGAAUCAUAUCUGUGUCCUCAGCAGAACAGGAAAGAUGAAGUACAAGAUAUGAGAAGACAUGAAGCCAUUAGUUAUACUCAGUUUUACAGCAGCACAUAUUUCUCUCCCGUUGCUGUAACAAUUUGGGAGGGGGGGUUGGUCUUCAUUACAAUUCAGUGCUGGAUGGACACUGUGAAAUGUUUUUAUGCGUGAAUUAAAAGGCAUUUAAUUCAGUU